GGCUUUAUCAAAGGGGUGCUGCAAGGGAGAUCGCUCCCAUCGUGGGUACCGUACUUGCAUCUUGCCAGAUCUGCUGCAGUAUGGAGCUGUCAGCAAGCUGCGGCCACAAUCGGCAGAUCUGAGAGAUACUUUGAGAUAUCUACGGACGUGUGUAGCGCAGCAAGCGUGUCAGAGCGAAAGUCAACGUUGCUGACUGGCAGUCAAGCGGCACGUCUUGGGGGCUGCCAUCUGCAGAAGAAUCGUGAUAUUGGCGCCGAGUCCCAGAAGCACCUCACUGUUUGGAGCUAUCUCCAGCUAGCGCUAUGGGGUGUGGAUGCAGCAAGUCAGCAGAGCACCCGGAUUUGGGGAAGGCAAAAGCCGCCGAGCUCACAAAGCCCAAUCAGCAAGAAGCGGUGCGGAGCGUGCGCAGGGAUGGUACUCAGAAGCGCCCGGGGCUGGCUGCUGUCGCCCCUGGCAGCGAUGGUACCGCCAGCGAGACGAGGACUGUCAGUGGGAGGUCGUCCACAACCAGCUCGCGGCAGAGCCAGGAGAACGAGGUGCUGUCAGCCAACACUCGCUCCAACUCCACCAAGAGCACUUCUGAGAAGGGCAGCCGCACCACCAGCUCCUCCCACAGCCGGCACAAGAGCCACAGAUCCCGUGCUAGCGAAACCCAGGAGGGCGGAUCGACCUUCUCGCCGUCGCAUGGGACGGCCGAGGAUGACAAUUCGGACUGGGACCGCUUCUCGGACGAUGCAGAGACGGUGUCAGACACAACGGUGUCGGACAGCAGCGGCCACACCGCAAUGCACCCCGUCACUGACGGCCUGCGCCGGCCCCGGGAGCACUCCCUGUUCGGCGUGGCCGAGAAACGCGCACCUGCUCCCUUCAGGGAGACCACCAGCCUGAAACUCGCAAAACUGCGGGGGGUGACAUUUGUGAACCAAUAUGUUGUCAUCAAGUACCUGGGGAAGGGAGCCAAUGGGCGGGUGUUUCUGUGCCUGGACAUGUGUGACAACCGCCUCUAUGCCGUGAAGAUUGUGAAGAAGACGGAUGUGGAGACGGCAAGGGGCAGGAAGAGGCGCAAUCCUCUCAACGACCUCAAGAGGGAGGUCGCCAUCAUGCGGACUCUGCGCCACAAGAACAUCGUGGCCCUGCAGGCAUGCCCCUCACUGGAAGUGGUGGAUGACCCGGCGGGCAACAAGAUGCUGCUGGUGAUGGACUACAUGGAGGGCGGCCCAGUGCUGACCAGGGAGGGCCUGGAGCGCGGCCGCAGGAUCCCAGAGCCCCUCUCCCUGCAGUACUUCAGGGAUAUGUGCAAGGCGCUCGACUACCUGCACUUCAACAAGGUGGUGCACGGCGACCUGAAGCCGGAGAAUGUGCUGAUGAGCGCGCGGGGGCAGGUCACGCUGUCCGACUUUGGCUGCUCCAAGGUGCUGGGCUCCGGCAACGAGUACCUGGAGAAGUGCCAGGGCACCCCCGCCUUCCUCGCCCCCGAAAUGAUGCGCCCGCACUCCCGCUACAGGGGUCGUCCGACGGACAUCUAUGCCCUGGGGGUGUGCCUGUUCACGUUUGUGUAUGGUCGCAUCCCCUUCUCGGCGCCCACCGUCUACCAGCUGUUCCAGGUGGUGCAGACCGAGCCGCUGCGCUUCCCAGACGAGCCCCAGGUCUCUGAAGACCUCAAGGACCUGCUGAGCAGGAUGCUGCACAAGAAUCCACGGGAGCGCAUAACGCUGCCGGUGGUGAUGCGUCACCCGUGGGUGACCAAGCGCGGCGCAUGGCCGCUGCAGACGGUGCGCGAGAUGGGCGGCUGCCCCGAGGAGGAGGAUGAGAUCAACCCCCAGCUCGUCUCCCUCCCCGAUAUGAUGUCCACCCUCAACGUUCUCGACAUCCCCCGCCAGGUCAGCGCAUGUUGA
Messenger RNA from Coccomyxa subellipsoidea C-169, 1895 nucleotides. Its product is annotated as kinase-like protein. Gene Ontology annotation, biological process: intracellular signal transduction; protein phosphorylation. The record is from RefSeq and is a predicted model, not a curated record. Gene Ontology annotation, cellular component: cytoplasm. Lineage: Eukaryota; Viridiplantae; Chlorophyta; Trebouxiophyceae; Coccomyxaceae. Bases 303 to 1895 code for a protein of 530 amino acids. Gene Ontology annotation, molecular function: ATP binding; protein serine/threonine kinase activity. The transcript has 9 exons.